Blepharisma stoltei is the source of this 6041-nucleotide messenger RNA. The record is from the annotation of a GenBank genome assembly. NCBI's taxonomy places the organism in Eukaryota, Ciliophora, Heterotrichea, Heterotrichida, Blepharismidae.
AUGGAGCUACAGCCCUUGAAUCAGCCUGAACCCAUACCUUAUGCUUAUUUCUCAACUCCACAUAAAGCUCCUAGCGUUUUCUCUAGAGCCUAUUUUACUUGAGUUAAGCCAGUCUUAUUAAUUGGUAAAAAGGCUGAAGCGUCUAUAGACGAUGCUUAUCCUUUGCCAGAUAGCAUAUCUAUUGAAAAAGAAAACCUGACUUAUUUCCUAGAAAGAUACAAACUAUUUUGAGCCCUUAUUCUUUCUAAUUGAAAACUAUUACUUUUUUCUAUGUUCAUCGGAAAUUUGUCUUCUCUCUUCAAUUUCUCUGCUCCACUAUUUAUCAAAGUCCUUAUUUCUUAUAUAAUUAAUAUGGUGGUGAAAAAAUAUGUCCUUACCGACGACGCACCCUUUGGACGCUAAAAUGCUUUAUAGCCUAAAUUAAGUCUCAGGCCCUUUGAUUCUAACCUUAAGCAUGCUGUAUAGCUGCCGUAUGGGUGGGUGGCUUUAGGAGUCAGUUGUUGGCUAUUCCAGUCAAAUUAUUUGUUAUCCCUUGGCUUUUGGUCACGAUUUCUUUUCCUUACGGGCUCCGGAGGCCUUAGCUCUUUUUUUUCCGGGUGCCAUACUUCCUCAAGGUGGCCGAGAGGAGGCUUUGGGCUAACUUUUAGCUCCAUAGAGCCCCAAGACAUACAUCACAGAGUGGUCUUUCUAACCUGUCGAGACUUAAGAGAGACUAGCGCAGGUCCUAGUUCCUCAGUAGACCACUGCUGUCGAGGCCGUAAAAAUCGUUACUACUCCUGGAGAUCAGUGAUCAGGAGGUUGAAAGCGUGCGGAGGCAUCAAACCUGGAAGACCUUAAGACUCUUAACUUAGCUUAUUUCUUACCUGCAAAGCGAUGAUAAGCCUAUAAUGACAGGGAUUUUUAUUAUAAUAGCUUUUUUAGUAGUUGCCGGAUUAGAUCAGUCUGUAAAAGGCUGACAUAUUUUCAAUGAUAAAGUUAUUGAAAUAAAAGUUAAAAAUUCCUUAUGUAUUGUCCUAAAUUGUGAGCUCCAAAGUCAUGUAUGGAAAUGCAGCGCCAGACCAGAGGCUAAAAGAGGGAACCAGUUUACAGUAAAUUAAGGAGUUGACACCCUAGAAUUUGAUAUUUGAGCAAAUUUAAGUUAAUAGCUAAAUAUUUGCUAGCUUAGCUGCUCCUUCGGCCUUGUCUGAAGUGCUAUUGGUCGAGCUUAGUUUGAUCUAUGGGCCUCUCUCAAUCUGACAUAGAGCAUAUAUGUUAAGAGUCGCCCAAUAGAUAUGCUAGAGAGCCUGUCUGCGACUGAGUGAUAGGCUGCUACAUAGCGCUUAUUGUUGAGCCUGUCUAUUCUUUUCCUUUACCUUCUUUAAGUGUCUAUAAGGUUGACAAACAGUUGAAGGGAGAGGAUAUAGGGACGAAGCCUGAAGAUAUAGGACUGCCUAGAUGGACUGUGGUCGGUGACCAUGUCUGAGAACCCUGCAGCAAGAAAGGCAUAGUCCAGACAAAAGAGGUUCCCAUUGGGGUGAAAAUAUGUUGGCUGCUCUGAGGGAGGAUGAUCAGAUCUCACUGCUUCAAGAAAUUUCGCAAUCUCUCGAUGUCAUCAUUCUAGCCCUUAAUAUGUCUCCUGGCCUAAAUAGAGCUUCUAGAGCUUCCGUGAAGGAUAUAUAGAAAUCUCUUUUUGCUUCCCUGUAUGGCUCUCUGAGGUGUUUAGUGAUAGAAUUUUAUAGUUUUAGCCAAGUAGUUAGACUCGGCAAAUUGGGUGGCGAGUUAGUAUUAGACGUGAACCCGAAAAGAAUGCCAUCCGUGUUAACAACCAGGGACUGUAGAAGCCAGCCCUUGGAUGCAUUUGGGUAUUCCUCUGCCGCUUUCCUGCUUGCCACUUGCUUUGGAUAACUACUAACAAAAGAAGAUUUAAUAAUUAAUUUUUCCUUAUGUAAUGUGAUUUAUGCCAAAGUAUUAAAAGCUGCCAAACUUCCUGAAGGCUUAGGAGUCAAUAUAUUAGAAAUUGACACCGCCAAAAUCUGUUGAGGAUUUUUCAAGCUCAGCUUAAUAAUUGCAUCCCCUCUCCAAAUGAUGGUAUCUAUUUAUCUUAUUCAUCUCCAAGUAGGAGAGGCUACAUACUCAGCUAUAGUCUCUCUGAUUUUAUGUAUAGGAAUUGGCUAUAGCGCUUUCCCGAGGAUGGCGCGGAAUGGCGCCAUCCUCGGGAAAGUCAACUAAGCAUCCACACGGGAACUGGGAGUUCCACGUGUGGAUGCCAUUUUUGACAUGUGGGAUCCAAACUUCCACAUGUCAAAAUGGCAUCCACACGUGGAACUCCCAGUUCCCAUGUGGAUGCCUUCCUGGCUUUCCCGAGGAUGGCGCCAUUCCGCGCCAUCCCCGGGGAAAGCGCUAUAUUUGGCUUCAGAAAAUAUUAAGAAAUAUUCAGAAAGCAUAAUGACUCUUAAAGACAAAAGGCUAGAAGCAUCAUCUCAGCUUAUAGCAAAUAUUAAGAUGAUUAAAGCCUACACAUGAGAAAAGUUCUUCAAAAAUACCAUUCGCAACAUCAGGAUAUCUGAGCUAUCCCACUUAAAAAAGUUUCAUCUAUUAAAUGCAGCUCUAUCCUUUAUAUUUUCAGCUACUCCUUGUAUUACAGCUGCAGUCGUUUUUGUUUAUUUUACACAAGUAAUGGGAGAGUCUUUGACUCCAGAAAAAACUUUUGUGACUUUGACGACCUUAAUAGUUCUUCAGGAGUCUCUUCAUCAGUUUCCCUGUUUAAUUACUGAUUUAACACUUUGUAUUGUCAGUAUCAGAAGAGUCCAAAAGUUUCUUGAUAUUAAUGAUUUAAAAGAAAUUCCAAAAGGAGAUAAAAUAAACCUAGAUAAUUGCUCAUUUGGGUAUGGGGAUAAAAUUCUGCUGAAAAAUGUCAAUUUAGAAAUAAAACCAGGGGAGUUUAUUGCAGUGAUUGGGCCAGUUGGUAGUGGAAAAUCAUCAUUUCUGAACAGCUUAAUUGGAGAAUUAGAGCUUCUUUCAGGAAAUGCUGAAGUGAGCAGAAAAAUCGCAUAUUCUCCCUCUUUGGAAUCAUGGCUACAAAAUGACAGCUUAAGGAACAAUAUUUUGUUUGGCGAGCCAUACAAUGAAAAAUGGUAUUUCCAAGUCCUUGAAGCUUGCAGUUUAAUGCAAGACAUCAAUUCUUUCCCCAAUAAAGAUUUAACAGAAAUAGGUGAAAGAGGUAUAAACCUAAGUGGUGGCCAAAAAGCUAGAAUUUGCCUUGCAAGAGCUGCAUAUGCUGAUAAAGAAAUUUAUCUUCUGGAUGAUCCUUUAAGCUCUGUUGAUACAUUUAUAGCGAACCAUAUAAUGAAAAAAUGCUUUCUCUCUUUAUUAUCCAACAAAACAAGAAUAAUGGUUACUCACAAUCUGAGUACUUUAAAAGAGGUAGACAGAGUCAUUGUUCUGGAAAAUGGAAAAAUUUCUCAAAUAUCGAAGCCUGAGCUAUUAGAAAUACCAAGAGAUCUUAUAGAAACUCAUGAGCCAGAAAUCCAGCCACUUUCUUCUCCAACAAGCAAAUUAAUUGAAAAUGAAGAAAAAUUUUCUGGGAAAAUCGACAAACAGCUAUAUUUUGACUAUUUUAAGUUUUCAGGAGGAUUUUCUAUGCUUAUUUUAUCAAUUUUAUGCAUGGCCAUUUGGGUUAUAACUCGUAUUUCUGGAGAUAUAAUACUGAAGGAAUGAAGCAAUGACUCAAAAGAAACCAGUUUAUAUUUGGUACUUUAUUUGUCACUUAGUUUUGGAGGGGAGUUAUUUAUUUUUUUGAAAACAAUGUUUUUAUAUUAUUUCUUGGCUAUUAGGGCUUCAGAAAAUAUUCAUCGUUCUUUGGUUAAUAAGCUUUUGAAAGCUCCAGUGAACUUAUUUUAUGAUGUAACUCCUUCAGGGAGAAUCAUAAACAGGCUUAGCAAAGAUAUUGCGUCUAUUGAUGAGAAGGUCCCUUAUUGUUUUGCGUGGGUGAUUUCUUCUUUGUUUAGAGUUAUUUGUGGAAUCAUAAUGAUCAUGAUUUAUUUUCCUUUGCUUUUAGUGCUUCUUCCUGCUCUUAUUUGGGUUUAUUUUAAAUUGAAAAAUAUUUAUUUAGCUGCUGCGAGAGAGCUGACUAGGCUUGAGGCUAUUUCAAGAUCUCCGAUAUUGAAUCAUUUUUCAGAGACCUUAUCUGGAGGUAAAAUUAUUACUUCCAUCUUUAAAUUGGAACAAGCAUCAGUUAAAUUUCAAAUUUUUUGGUACUUUAAGACCUUUAAAUUAAAAAAAUUUGUUUUUCGAUAGGUAAAUUUUAUCGAUUAAAGUACUAAUUUUUAUAAAAAUAGUUUUAACCUAAUUUAAUAGACAAAGUGCAAGUAGAAUGUUAUUUAAACAGUUCUCAAGCCGAGCCGAUUAAUUUUUAUAUUUAAUCUUUUAUAAAAAUAAAUUAAAACUUAUAUUUUUUUAAGAUUAUAAAAAACAUUUAUAAAGAAAAAUUUAAAUAAUUUUUUUUCAAACAAAAAAUUAAUCCCCUUUAAUCUUUUGUUCCAGUUAAAGGGUGGGGGUUAGAAUUUUCCAAAAAUCUGAGAAAUUUCAUAGCUUUCCUCCCUCUAAAGAGGCAAGAUAUUUUGCUCGCUCUAAAGAGUAAUUUUUAAAUUAAAUUAUUUAUAAAAAUAGGGGAAAAAAAUCAAAAUAUUCCCAAAAAAAUUCCAUUUAAUUUAUAAAUUUCUGCUAUAAAAAAUAUUUUAUAUACACAUUCUAUAUAAAACCUUUUUGCUCGUUCUUAAAAGAGGCCUUCCAAAAAAUGAGAAUUUAGUGGCUCUGUCCAUUUUAAAAUAGGGAUGCAAGAAAAAUGCUGAUUUAUUGGAUAUUAAUGGGAGAUUACUCUACUCUUUAGCAAGUAUUGAAGGCUGGCUCGAUGUGGUUUUAGGGUUAUUAGGAUCGUUUUUCAUUUUUAUUUUACUUAUUGCCAUAAUUAUACUUAGAAAUGAAAUUCCAAUCGGAAUUGUUGGACUUACUUUGGCUUAUGCAUUCACCUUACCUGCAAACAUUGAAUAUUUUGUGUUUGAUGUAGCAGAAUCAGAAAACAGCAUAAUCAGUGUCGAAAGAAUAAAGCAAUACAUGGCCAUCCCUUAUGAAUUACCUAAAAACUUACCAAUUGAUGAGCACCUCAGAUAUUGGCCAGAAAAUCCAUCAAUUGAAUUUCGCAAAGUUUAUAUGAAAUACCGGCUGAAUACCCCAAUAAUCUUAAAAGAUCUUAGCUUCAAGAUCAAAGCUGGCAAUAGAGUAGGGUUUGUAGGAAGAACUGGGAGUGGAAAAUCAUCCAUUUUUCUCGCUUUACUCCGAAUUGUAGAGCUAGAAAAAGGCUUAAUAACAAUUGGCAAUGUUGACAUUUCACAGAUUGGGCUGAAAAAGUUGAGAUCUGCAAUCACUUUAGUACCUCAAGAUCCAUUGGUCUUUUCAGGCUCACUUAAAGAAAACUUGGAUCCUCCUGGGGUAAGAUCAGAACAGGAAAUUAAAAUUGCUUUAGACACUGUCAAUUUAUCAGCGUUUUCUAUUGAUCAUCAACUCCAAAGCAAUGGAUCAAAUUUGUCUGCAGGCGAAAAACAGUUGCUAAGCAUUGGUAGAGCGAUGCUUGCGCACACUAAAAUAAUUUUAUUUGAUGAAGCAACUGCAGGGAUUGACUAUAAUACAGAUUUGUAUAUUCAAAAUUUAAUUACUCCUUAAUGAAUAAACAAAUAAAUAUAAUUACAAUAUUUUGGUAAAUAAGUGAUAAUUAUUAUAUUGAAAUAUCUAGUUAAUUUUGUUGAAUGCUAAGUAGUUACAUCAUAAAUCAUAAAUUUUAUAUAUUAAAUGAAUUUUCCUUCAAAAUUUUUUGCUUACGGGGAUGGGAAGUUAGGAAAAAGUUUGAUAGCUGCACAAUAUUGACUAUUGCUCACAGAUUAGGAACGGUUUUGGAAAAUGAUGUAAUCAUUGUUAUGCAAGAGGGGAUAGUCGCAGAGAUGGGCGCUCCUAAAGAGCUUUUAUCCAGGGAUUCUUUGUUUAGAAGAAUGAAAGAUCGGGUAAAUUAA